Messenger RNA from Suncus etruscus (white-toothed pygmy shrew), 1314 nucleotides. RefSeq names its product single Ig and TIR domain containing (gene SIGIRR). Gene Ontology annotation, biological process: signal transduction. Bases 80 to 1291 code for a protein of 403 amino acids. The record is from RefSeq and is a predicted model, not a curated record. NCBI's taxonomy places the organism in Eukaryota, Metazoa, Chordata, Mammalia, Eulipotyphla, Soricidae. The transcript is spliced from 9 exons.
CUGCCCCUCCCCAGUAUCUGCCUGCUUGUCCCAGAGUCCCGAGGAACUGUCUGCCUGCCUGAAGAGGCACCGCCAGACCAUGGAAGAUGUGUGUCUUGGGGACCCCCACUUCCUCUCCCCGCCCGGAAACCAGGUCCUGGGGCCUGCGCUGGGUGAAGUGGUCACUCUGAACUGCACCGCCUGGCUGGCCUCUGGGCCCCACUGCCCCCAGCCCUCCAUCCAGUGGCUGAAGGACGGGCAGCCGCUGGGAAACGGGAGUUAUUCCAGCCUCCACGAGGACAGCUGGUUCAACGCCAACCUGUCCGCGCUGUGGACGAGCAGCGUCCUGGGGGUCAGCCUGGCCAGUGCGGAGGACUACGGGGCCUUCGCGUGCUGCGUCGGGAACGCGACCUCGGCCUCCUUCACUCUCCGCAGAGCCGGUCCGGCGGGCCACGUGGCCGCGGUGCUGGCCGCCCUGGGGGUCCUGCUGGCCCUGCUGCUGGGCGCGCUGCUCUACGUCAAGUGCCGGCUGGACGUGCUGCGCUGGUACCAGGACGCCUACGGGGAGGUGGAGGUCAACGACGGGAAGCUCUACGACGCCUUCAUCGCCUACAGCGACAGCCCCGAGGACCGCAAGUUCGUGGACUUCGUCCUGAAGCCUCAGCUGGAGCGCCGGCGCGGCUACAAGCUCCUGCUGGACCACCGGGACCUGCUGCCCCGGGCCGAGCCCUCGGCCGACCUGCUGGUGAACCUGAGCCGCUGCCGGCGCCUGGUGGUGGUGCUGUCGGACGCCUUCCUGGGCCGGGCCUGGUGCCGUCACAGCUUCCGGGAGGGCCUGUGCCGCCUGCUGGAGCUCACGCGCCGGCCCAUCUUCAUCGCCUUCGACGCCCCGCGCCGCCGCCCCGCGCACCCCGCGCUGCUCCUGCUGCGCCAGCACCGCCACCUGGUCACGCUGCUGCUCUGGAGGCCCGGCUCGGCGGCCCCGUCCUCCGACUUCUGGAAGGAGUUGCAGCUGGCGCUGCCGCGCAGGGUGCAGUGCCGGGCCCUGGCCCUGGAGGCGGACCCCCAGACCCAGCGGCAGGACGACAAGGACCCCAUGCUGGUGGUGCGAGGCGGCGGCCGUGACAGUCACAUCCUGGAGCCGGAGCUGGACCCCGACCCCGAGGGAGACCUGGGCGUCCGGGGACCUGGAUUCGGGCAGCCGGCGGCCCCACUGCAGGCAGGCGCAGAGCUGGACAUCUCAGACCUGGGCUCCAGGAACUACAGCGCCCGCACGGACUUCUACUGCCUGGUGUCCAAGGACGACGUGUAGCCGCCCGACCCCCGACGCUGACC